AACCCCGGAUACUGGAUACAUCUUCCUGUAUUGGGCGUGGACAAGCUCCCUCUCACUUAGUCACAUCUCUCAAAACAACUCUUUCUUCGCAAUCUCCGUUUUCUCUUUUCUCCCUCCUUCCAUGGAAAAGCAAAAACAAAAACCUUCAAAACCCAUCAAAGAAAUCUUAUGGUUCUCUCUCUUCUCCACAUCAAUCAAGCUCCUUUUACUACCAUCUUACCGCAGCACAGAUUUUGAAGUCCACCGCAAUUGGCUCGCCACCACCCACUCUCUCCCUCUUUCUCACUGGUAUUCCGACACCACCAGUCAAUGGACACUCGAUUAUCCCCCUUUCUUUGCCUAUUUCGAGCUCUUUCUCUCUUUUAUCGCUGCCCAGAUCGACCCCGCCAUUGUUAACCUUCAUGAAGGUCUCAAUUACAAAGCUGAUUCUGUUAUUUACUUUCAAAGAAUCACUGUUAUAGUCUCUGAUUUGAUUCUUCACUAUGCCAUUUAUCGAAUUACUCGGAAUUUGGAUUCGACGAAGCGGAGAUUGAUCUGGAUUUUGGUUAUUUGGUCGCCUGCAUUGUUGAUUGUUGAUCAUAUGCAUUUUCAGUAUAAUGGGUUUUUGUUGGGUUUUCUGUUGAUUUCGAUUUCAGCGUUGAUUGAAGGGAGGGAUUUGAUGGGUGGGUUCUUUUUUGCGGUUUUGUUGUGCUUUAAGCACUUGUUUGCUGUUGCCGCGCCUGUUUAUUUCGUCUAUUUGUUGCGGCAUUAUUGUAGAGGAGGUUUGUUCAAGGGUUUUGGACGGCUUUUGCUGAUGGGGCUGGCGGUGGUGGUUGUUUUCGUUGCGGCUUUCUGGCCGUUUGUGUAUCACAAUCAGAUGCUUCAAGUCAUCCAUCGAAUGUUCCCUUUUGGCAGGGGUCUAUGCCAUGCAUUUUGGGCUCCAAACUUUUGGGUUUUCUAUAUAAUGGCAGAUAAACUUCUUGCUUUCUUUCUCAGAAGAAUGGGUUUCAAUGUCCAAAGACCAGCAGGUUCUUUCACUUCUGGGCUAGUGGGAGACUCAUCACCCUUUGCUGUACUGCCGCAGAUCACUCCUCUGGUGACCUUUAUAAUGGUGUUGCUUGCCAUUUCUCCUUGUCUUUUCAAGGCCUGGAAGAAUCCUCAGCCAAGGAAGGUUGCUAGAUGGAUAACUUAUGCUUACUCAUGCGGCUUCUUGUUUGGUUGGCAUGUCCAUGAGAAGGCAACACUCCACUUUCUUAUCCCUCUGGCGAUCAAUGCAGUAGACAGCAUAAAUGACGCACGGCAUUACUUUUUGCUCUCAAUUGUCUCGUGCUACUCUCUCUUCCCACUUCUGUUUGAAACCAGAGAAUACCCAAUAAAAGUGACACUGCUGCUUCUGCACUGCGUUCUUAUGUGGUUUGGUUUCUCCUCCUAUUUUUCUGGGGAGACAACUACAAAUUCAAACAAACAUUUGCAGAAGAAAAACUACGAGGACAUCUCCGACAAAGGAAAGCUUGGUGUUGGUGUUGGUGUUGGAUGGCUCUGUAAGAGCUACUUGCUGGGUCUUGUGGCGGUUGAAAUAUGGGGUCAGUUUCUACAUACUUUGUUUUUCGGGAACAAGCUUCCGUUUCUGCCUUUGAUGUUGGUUUCUGUAUAUAGUGCAUUAGGUAUCAUGUAUUCUUGGAUUUGGCAACUCAAAUGGAUUAUUCUGUCUUCUUAAUGUCUACAAUUUGCUCAAGUAAUUUAGGAAGCUUUGGCAACUUAUAGUGUGGUGUGGAUGUGGAGUACUACAAUUUGCUCAAGUAAUUUAGCAGCCACAACUCACAAGGGUGGAUUGGGUUAUUUUGUUGUUUGCUUAAUUAAGUGUAAGGCCUUGUAUUACGUUAUAAUGAAUCCAGUAGUGUGGUUAACAAUACCCACAGUAGGUCACAAGUUUCUUGGCAACUUAUAGUGUGAUUAAGAAAAAUAAACUCCAUACUUUGUAAUUCUGAAGCUUUGUUUACCUGAAAUUAACUUUUCUUAACUUAUUUUUGCUGAAUAAAUUA
This is a messenger RNA of Spinacia oleracea (spinach), 2021 nucleotides long. Its product is annotated as probable dolichyl pyrophosphate Glc1Man9GlcNAc2 alpha-1,3-glucosyltransferase. Bases 122 to 1696 code for a protein of 524 amino acids. Gene Ontology annotation, cellular component: endoplasmic reticulum membrane. The transcript is spliced from 4 exons. The record is from RefSeq and is a predicted model, not a curated record. NCBI's taxonomy places the organism in Eukaryota, Viridiplantae, Streptophyta, Magnoliopsida, Caryophyllales, Amaranthaceae. Gene Ontology annotation, biological process: protein N-linked glycosylation; dolichol-linked oligosaccharide biosynthetic process. Gene Ontology annotation, molecular function: dolichyl pyrophosphate Glc1Man9GlcNAc2 alpha-1,3-glucosyltransferase activity.